Ctenocephalides felis (cat flea) is the source of this 1745-nucleotide messenger RNA. RefSeq names its product odorant receptor coreceptor (gene Orco). The transcript has 12 exons. Gene Ontology annotation, molecular function: olfactory receptor activity; odorant binding. The record is from RefSeq and is a predicted model, not a curated record. Bases 151 to 1728 code for a protein of 525 amino acids. NCBI's taxonomy places the organism in Eukaryota, Metazoa, Arthropoda, Insecta, Siphonaptera, Pulicidae. Gene Ontology annotation, biological process: detection of chemical stimulus involved in sensory perception of smell; sensory perception of smell. Gene Ontology annotation, cellular component: plasma membrane.
UUUAUUAAUCAGUGCACUUUGUAAAGUAGUGUUAAAAUUUAAUCUAAUUUUCAAAAUUAAAGUGAGUGCAGUGUUCUCUAAAAUCGUGUGAAAUAAUUAUUUAAAAAUAAGUGCAAUUUAAAUUAGUUUUUUAUAAUAUAGUGUAAAUCAAUGUGUGACCCACUGCUAAUUAGCGAACAAAUGUUUGCAGCCUUAACAUCUGAGAUUGGAACUUGUGCUCUAAUAAUAAUUGACCAAGGACAAAAGAAUUCCUACAAGACAUUUUUCGAACGGAUGGUGUACAAGUUUUUCAACAGUGCAAGGAUGUCUGAUACGGUCAAAUAUGCCGGACUGGUCGCCGAUCUUUUGCCCAAUGCCAGGCUUAUGCAAUUUGCUGGAUUAUUCCUGUUUCGAUAUAGUAAUCAAAGUACAGUUCAACUUAGAAGAGCAUAUGCUUUAGUACAUCUGUUUUUAUUGAUCAUGCAAUAUGGAUCGUUAUUUGCAAAUUUGGCAACACAUACCGGGGAUGUCGCAGAACUGACGGCUAAUACUAUCACCGUACUGUUUUUCUUACAUCCGAUCACGAAAAAUAUUUAUUUUGCAGUCAAUAGUGCUAGUUUUUACAGAACAUGGGGCAUAUGGAACCAAUCAAACAGUCACCCAUUAUUUGCAGAGUCAAAUGCAAGGUAUCAUUCAAUUGCGUUAGCAAAAAUGCGACGACUUUUAGUUGCAGUUGUCAUAACAUCACUGCUUUCUGUUGCUGCUUGGACAACACUUACUUUCUUCGGUGAUAGUACUCGUACAGUGAUGGACAUGGAAACAAAUGAAACUAUGACAGAACCUGUUCCACGAUUAAUGUUGAGAGCCUGGUAUCCUUGGCCUUCAAUGAGUGGACCAAUGUACAUGAUUAGCUUUGGAUUACAGUUAUAUUACCUCACAUUUUCGCUCCUGCAAAGUAAUUUACUAGACGUACUAUUUUGUUCCUGGUUGAUAUUUGCUUGUGAGCAAUUGCAACAUCUGAAAGGAAUCAUGAGGCCUUUGAUGGAGCUGUCAUCUGUCCUGGACACUUAUAGACCAGAUUCUGCUGCAUUGUUCAGGACUACUAGUGCAAAUAGUCAAACUGAAUUGAUACCAAAUGAUGAUAACGACGUAAAAGAUAUUGAUGCAGCUGCAAUAUACAAUUCGAAGGCAGAUUGGGGGGCACAUUAUAGAGGUCCUUCAGUUUUACAAAAUUUCAAUCAAGGUGCAAAUAAUCCAAAUGGCUUAACCAAAAAACAAGAAAUGAUGGUACGAUCAGCUAUCAAAUACUGGGUUGAAAGGCAUAAGCAUGUUGUCAGAUUGGUGGCAGGAAUUGGUGACACCUAUGGUGGAGCCUUACUUUUGCACAUGUUGACAUCUACGAUCACAUUGACCCUUUUGGCAUAUCAAGCAACCAAAAUUGACAGAUUAAACGUUUUUGCUUUUGGCGUCAUUGGAUAUUUGGUCUAUUCUCUUGCACAAGUGUUUUUGUUCUGCGUUUUUGGAAAUAGAUUGAUUGAAGAGAGUUCUUCCGUCAUGGAAGCCGCAUACUCCUGCCACUGGUACGAUGGUUCCGAAGAAGCAAAGACGUUCGUGCAAAUUGUCUGUCAGCAAUGCCAGAAGGCGAUGACUAUAUCAGGCGCAAAAUUCUUCACGGUUUCCCUUGAUUUGUUUGCAUCGGUUCUGGGAGCCGUCGUAACCUACUUCAUGGUGUUGGUGCAAUUGAAAUAGAAAACUUUGCAAAAAAA